GGAGACGUCGAGCGGCCCCACCCAUAGUAUCUGUGGGUGCGGGUGGUGACAUGAGCGGAGGAUGGCCCCGCCCUCGGAGGUUGGUCUGUGAUUGACAGAUCGCCACCUUGAAAGGGAUUUCCGGUCGAGAGAGAGCGACCCACGUGGACCGGAAGAUGGCACCGGGAGGAAAGAUCGACAGGAUCAACCGGCUCCGGAGCGAAUUACAGGGAAAUAUUCUCAAAAGACGGAGGCUUUUGAGGAAGGAGAAGAAGAAAAAGCGUGUUAUUGUGGGUGCGGUGAUUGACAAGGGACUGAUCACUUCUCAUCACCUGAAGAAGAGAUGCUCGAGUAAGAGGGCAAAUAUCACACUGUCAGGGAAGAAAAAGAGAAAGUUACAGAAGCAGAUCCGUCACAGUCAGAGGGAGCGAUCAGCCAUGGAUGUUGAACCUGCCACAUCGAAGUGGAUCAGACCAUCAGCCAGCACGGAGGUGGAGAAGACAGGAAGCAAAGUGGUGACUGUGGAAGUGAAAGAUGAAGAAAUGGUGGAGUAGUGUGGUUGAAACGAACAAGGGAAAAUUAUCCAUAAAGGGCCUGCUUUGUGUGGCAGUAGCUAGAGUGCAGGGUUCAGUGAUGAUCCAGAAAGGCCCUUCAUGAUGUAUUGUCAGUGUGACUGCUGCCAUUGUUCACAUCCUGGCUGCUUAGAGCUCUACAGUCUGAAUUUGUCAGAUGACUAUUUAUCUGAUAAAUGCGUAUGGAGCACCAACUACUGCAACUGGGCAUAAAGACCAUUCAUUGAUGACAAAUAAUUACUUAUUCCAUUAUUGCUGUUGUCACUGAGUAAUACAGAACUUAACAUCACUGAAAGCAGACAUUUCUGCAACUUAUCACCUGGCAUUUGAAACAAACAUAAGAACACUUGAGACAAAUACAAACAGUUACAACAAUGUAUGAGUAAAAAAUAGGGGUGCUGACUCCAAUUGGCUGAGCAUUUGCCAUGGAGAAAGCAAUAAGCUGCCCAAGCUCCUGGAUGUUUUUUAAUAAAGGUAUAAGGCUUGAAUGUA
Molecule: messenger RNA, 1043 nt
Organism: Chiloscyllium plagiosum (whitespotted bambooshark)
Lineage: Eukaryota; Metazoa; Chordata; Chondrichthyes; Orectolobiformes; Hemiscylliidae
Gene: c4h11orf98
Product: chromosome 4 C11orf98 homolog
Source: RefSeq, a predicted model, not a curated record